GAGCGUUGGCAGCGGUGACACUAGGGGGUGUGAUGUCAGCCGUUCACAGCGACUCCUUCCUCGCGCCAGACAAUGACUUCCUGUCAGCGCUUUACCUGUCGUCGCUGGACUUCAGUGAUGUCUCUCAUCUCCAGCGCCGAAGUGUGCUGAUGUCAGAGCACUACGAGCACAUUAACAGCACCGCCCUCAUCUCAAGGCCUAGGAAGAAAAGGACGAUAACGCUGCACCCUCUAGGAUUAACUGGAGAUGUGGAAUAUCGAUUCAACAUCCCGCUCAUGUCCGUCUACAACUCAACCGUGUUACUCCUGCAGAUACAGUCAGGUUACUCCGGCAAAGCAAGCGGAAUUGUCAAGACCGGGAGGUCAUGGGAUAUUCUGAAGCCACUGCUCGAAAACGCCGAGGCUGUUGUGUCUCUGCUGGGCGUGGACGGGGGCGCUUGUCUCCGGCGGGCGGUGUGCGAAGUGGCCUCGGCGCCCUCGAUCCGCCCACACGGCUUCAUCGGCGAGGUUCUCCAGAUCUUCGUCAGAGACUUGUUAAAGGCUGAAUACCGGAUUAAGAACCCGGACAAUCUCGACUUGGAAGCGGACAGCUCUCUACACGGAAGAUACAUGGAAGCUGGGAGAUUCGGCAGACAGAAGGGCGACUGCAAGAGAGCCUUCCCCGAAUGCAGUAUAUCGUUUGUCGAAGGUUUUAUGGACAUUUGAAGGUCGUGGAAAUAUUUGGUAGAGAAAAAAAACAGACACUAAGGCAGACACAAGAGAU
Molecule: messenger RNA, 762 nt
Organism: Penaeus monodon (black tiger shrimp)
Lineage: Eukaryota; Metazoa; Arthropoda; Malacostraca; Decapoda; Penaeidae
Source: RefSeq, a predicted model, not a curated record